Messenger RNA from Coffea eugenioides, 803 nucleotides. RefSeq names its product glutathione S-transferase U15-like. The record is from RefSeq and is a predicted model, not a curated record. Gene Ontology annotation, cellular component: cytoplasm. NCBI's taxonomy places the organism in Eukaryota, Viridiplantae, Streptophyta, Magnoliopsida, Gentianales, Rubiaceae. Gene Ontology annotation, molecular function: glutathione transferase activity. Gene Ontology annotation, biological process: glutathione metabolic process.
UUACUUCAUCCGAGAAUUUUUAGUCAUGGCAACAAAACCUGUAAAGCUUCUAGGUUUCUGGGAUAGCCCAUAUGUGGAUCGUGUUCAAUUUGCACUCAACCUCAAGUCCAUUGACCAUGAAUUCAUAGAAGAGAAUAUUCUGAACAAAAGCAAGCUCCUCCUUAGAUCCAAUCCUGUCCAGAAGAAAAUAGCAGUCCUUAUCCAUGGUGAUGAGCCUAUAUGUGAAUCUCUUAACAUUGUACAGUACAUUGAUGAGGUGUGGACAGAUGGUCCUUCUAUUCUUCCUUCUCAUCCCCGUGAUCGUGCUAUGUCCCGUUUUUGGGCUGCUUACAUUGAUGAAAAGUGGCUUCCUUUGCUUUGGGAAAUAUAUGAGGCCAAAGAGGAGGACUCGAGGACAACUCUGCUAGAAAAAGUACGUGAAGGUCUAGUAUUGUUGGAGGCUGCUUUCGUAAAGUGUAGCAAAGGGAAAGCUAAUUUCUUUGGUGGAGAUAGCAUAGGUUACCUGGAUAUAGCUCUAGGCGGCUGCUUGGGAUGGCUAAAAGGAAUAGAAAAAUUGGCCUCUGUGAAACUGCUCGAUGAAACCACACCAGCUCUUUUUCGGUGGGCUGAGACUUUCUGCUCAAAUGAAGCUGCUAAGAAUGUCGUGCCAGAGCCUGAGAAGUUGAACAAAUGUCUCAAGGAGUUCCAAGCUCAGGCAGCAGCUGCAACCAAGUGAACAAAGAUGCAUGUGUUUCAUUUAUUAGUUUUGUGGCAAAGAAUUCUUGUUUAUCGUUUUUGUUUGUUAAUCCACAGCCAAAAAAAAG